AGUGAUGUGCAUAAAAACUUAAAUUUGGGAUAAACAAAACAUAGUAAGAACAAUACAAAAAAUUUAAAUCUCUUCCACUACGAAUUCCCUAAUGCCAUUCGUCUCACCGACAAUUCUGUGCGAUCUUGAACUGCGCUUGUCUACAUUUUUUAUGUCAUCGAAAAAAUCGCCGACUGAGCUGCUUCGCAGGUAAACUGAAAAUUAUCUAAUCCAGUGCGGCCCAAGGAUUGAAACAAACUCCGGUGUUCUGUACGUAAUGAGAAAAUACCAGCAGCUAGCUUUAGUGCUAAUAUCGAUCAGCUGCGUAGCAAUUCUUUUAGUAUACAAAAGCGAAAACAAUCGUCUGAAGUAUGUGCUAGAAGUGGUCAAUAUAUUCGGUCGCAAUGAUGUUGCUUCGUUGAUCCGGGUUGACAACAGUAGCCGUUUCCGACCGUCGCCAUACGAUUUAGAUAGUCCACUGCCAGUAUGGCAACGUGUUGGAGACGAUAUUUUCGUGUAUUCAGCGUUCUGGCAGAAAAAUGAGCUGGAAGUCGGAGGAACCGUCGUAAGUUUGGCUGUUGGAUUAGAACAGUCAAUCGUCAACUUUAAAUGCCAGGUGCAACACAGCGGCAAGGAAGUUGUAUCAGGAAAAUUUUUAUUCGAACGACUGGAUAAUCCAACCGGUUCGGUGGUGGCACCCAACGGUGAAGUGUUUGUAAUCUAUAAGUUUCUCUGCAAAGUGAAGCGGGAUUUUGGUCAUCCAACAGAAGUAAUUUUCACCGAUGCGACACAUUCGACAAAAAGAUUCAUCCCGUUGCGCGUGAUCGAGAGCAAAUUGGUUUCUCAAAAGCUAACCAUAACUGCCUGUGUGGACUUGAAUAAUUAUUUGGAAUUGGAAGAAGAAUUUCGCAAACCAUCCGCAGUUCUUCAAUAUUUCUUGCAUCAUCAAAUUGUUGGUGUGGAUGAUUUCAUAGUGUAUAAUAGUAACAGUCUGGAUUCUACAACGACGUCGAUUCUAUACAAUCACGGUAUUAAAGUCAACCUACUGCCUUACAACUUCCCGUUCGAUCUGGCGAGCAAACAACAGAACCGACGAAUUAUUGAACUAGACUGUCUUAUGCGGAACUACAAUGCUGCCAAAUACACCUUUGUAGGCGGCAUAAAUGAGUAUCUCUAUCCGAAUUCGCGUCUUCGCAAUAAUAACCAGUUCCUUAAAUACGUCGGGAAACUAUCAACUGAUGUUACAGAGUUCUCCGUUUCGCUCAGAACGGUUUGCAUAGACAGCAGAAAGAAGAUAUUCUCCGACAAUAUGCUUUACGAUGUGGAAUCUCGGAACGAUCGUACGUUCCUUGUGUAUCGACCCCAAAACUACAUCCGAACAGGAUCUCAGGAAUUUGCCAAAUCAUUGAAUGUGGACGGUAAAAUCAUGUUUGUUCAUCGAUACGUAGAAAAAUGUGCCAGCAAAUCGGGUUUGUACGACUGGACUACGGUUCUGGAUGAGGAUUUCCUCCAGUAUGUCACCGACAUCGGAAAAGAGCUGAACAAGUUGAUAUUCCGAUGAAGUCAAUUCUAGUAACAUCAAUCGCAUAUUAGUUUCAUCAACAUGGCUGAUGGAAGUUUCAUUGAAUGCACAAUAUACAGCGUUCGCACAAGUAAUUUUUGAGUAGAAUAGCAAUCGUAACGAUUACUUUUUAGGGCUAUUAUAGGAUACAACGAGUUUGUAAAUAGGAUAUCAUAUACGAAAAUCUUGACACAUUAACUAGCUCGAGUAGAAACUAGAGUCGUUCUUACUA
Messenger RNA from Malaya genurostris, 1772 nucleotides. RefSeq lists its product as uncharacterized. The transcript has 2 exons. The coding region runs from base 257 to 1540 and encodes 427 amino acids. Lineage: Eukaryota; Metazoa; Arthropoda; Insecta; Diptera; Culicidae. The record is from RefSeq and is a predicted model, not a curated record.